AUGGCUGCCCCAAAGGUCACUCUAUAUUAUGACCUCGUUAGUCCGUUCGCAUACAUCGCGUUCAAGGUCCUAAAGAAUUCUCCAACUUUCAGCAAGUGUGAUGUCACCUUUGUGCCUAUUUUUCUCGGCGGGCUGAUGCAUGCCUGCGGAAAUACUCCACCCAUCAAAAUCAAAAACAAGGAUAAAUGGAUCAACCAGGAGCGACUGCGCUGGGGCCAUUACUUUUCAGUGCCUAUGACAGAGGCAAUGCCAGAGGGGUUCCCACCCAAUACGUUGGCGCCUCAGCGUGCUUUCGCAGCUCUGGCUCAGCAGAAUUAUUCUAAAUUAGCUUCUGCUACCGAGGCGCUUUGGGAGGAGUUUUGGGUAAAGGGAAAUAUCAAAACAUCGCAGCCUGAAGUGUUUGUGCCGAUUCUUGAGAGGGUCUUAGGGCCAUCCGAGACAAAGGCAGUCCUCGAAGCGGCAAACGGGCCCGACGUCAAGGCACGCUUGAGUGCCAAUACACAGCACGCCUUUGACUCUGGUGCAUUCGGUCUCCCCUGGUUUGAAUGCACCAACUCCAAAGGUGAGAAAGAAAACUUCUGGGGCAUUGACCAUCUUGGUCAGGUAGUUGAUUUUCUGGGACUGGACCGCUCCCUAGAGCAUGGACUCAGAGCAGUCCUGUAA
Messenger RNA from Aspergillus versicolor CBS 583.65, 663 nucleotides. Its product is annotated as putative 2-hydroxychromene-2-carboxylate isomerase. Gene Ontology annotation, molecular function: glutathione peroxidase activity; glutathione transferase activity. The coding region runs from base 1 to 663 and encodes 220 amino acids. Gene Ontology annotation, cellular component: peroxisome; mitochondrion. The record is from RefSeq and is a predicted model, not a curated record. NCBI's taxonomy places the organism in Eukaryota, Fungi, Ascomycota, Eurotiomycetes, Eurotiales, Aspergillaceae. Gene Ontology annotation, biological process: glutathione metabolic process. The transcript has 4 exons.